AUGGAACGCUUCCUUGGCUUUGUCAAGCAGAUCCGCAGGUCCCGGAGACGCAAGGGCAAAAAGUACCGGCCCGAGGAGGAUUAUCACGAGGGUUACGAGGAUGUGUACUACUACGCCUCCGAACACCUGCACAAUGAGGGGCCAUACAAACACUCCAACCCCUCCAGACCACCAGAUGGAGCUCUGGCUAUCAGAAGACAAAGUAUCCCAGAAGAAUUUAGGGGCUCCAGCAUGGUUGAGUUGAUGAAGAAGGAAGGCACCACCCUGGGCCUGACUGUCUCUGGAGGCAUCGACAAGGACGGCAAGCCACGUGUCUCUAACCUCCGUCAGGGAGGCAUUGCAGCCAGGAGUGAUCAGCUGAAUGUGGGAGACUACAUUAAGUCUGUCAACGGCAUCAAUCUGACCAAGUUCAGGCAUGAUGAGAUUAUCAGUCUGCUAAAGAACGUGGGAGAGAGAGUCGUGCUGGAGGUGGAAUAUGAACUGCCGCCUGUCUCCGUUCAAGGUUCGGGUGUAAUGUUUAAAAAUGUUGAAGUGACAUUACACAAAGAGGGAAACACAUUUGGAUUCGUCAUCAGAGGAGGUGCCCACGAAGACAGGAACAAAUCUCGCCCAGUUACCAUAACAACAAUCAGACCCGGUGGCCCUGCUGAUAGGGAAGGCACAAUCAAACCAGGCGACAGGCUGUUAAGCAUUGAUGGCAUUCGUCUGCACGGCACCUCCCACGCCGAGGCAAUGAGUAUUCUCAAGCAGUGCGGUCAGGAAGCAACACUACUGAUUGAGUAUGACGUGUCCAUCAUGGACUCCAUAGCCAGCGCUUCUGGUCCCCUCCUUGUUGAAGUGGCAAAGCCAUUGGGAUCCAGCCUCGGUGUGGCUCUUUCUACCUCCAUGUACUGCAACAAACAGGUCAUUGUUAUCGACAAGGUGAAACCAGCCAGCAUCGCAGACAGGUGCGGGGCAUUGCAUGCCGGUGAUCAUAUCUUGUCAGUAGACGGUACAAGCAUGGAGUAUUGCACACUGGCUGAAGCCACCCAGCUGCUAGCUAGUGCAUGUGAGCACGUCAAAAUGGAGAUCCUUCCCCAUCACCAGACCAGGCUGGCUCUUAAAGGUCCAGAGCAUGUCAAGGUGCAGAGGAGCAACCGGCCGCUACCCUGGGAGUCCGGCACAAACAACAACAGCAACUUUCUCCCUUACCAGCAUUAUAACACCUACCACCCCGACCAGUCCCGCAGCCAGGCCAAGCAGAAAUCCUCUCCAAACAACCCCUCUCUGGGUUCGUCCUUCUCGCCCACCUCCAUGAGUGCCUACAGCCUGAGCUCUCUCAACAUGAGCACACUGCCGCGCAACAUGUAUCCCACAAGUCCCCGCGGCACUAUGAUGAGGCGCAAGCUCAAGAAGAAGGACUACAGGAGUUCAUUGUCUUUAGCUUCCAGCACUGUGGGGCUGGCAGGUCAAGUGGUCCACACAGAGACCACUGAGGUGACUCUGAUGAGCGACCCCAUCAUGGGGUUUGGGAUCCAGCUCCAGGGAGGGGUGUUCGCCACAGAAACCCUGACUUCUCCACCACUCAUCGCUUACAUAGACCAUGACAGCCCGGCUGAGAGGUCUGGCGUGUUGCAGAUCGGAGACAGAAUUCUGUCCAUCAAUGGGAUCCCUACAGAAGACAGCACACUGGAAGAGACCAACCAGCUGCUGCGUGACUCCAACAUCACCAGCAAAGUUACACUGGAGAUCGAGUUUGACGUAGCAGAAUCUGUUAUACCGAGCAGUGGCACCUUCCACGUGAAGCUACCAAAGAAGCCAGGCGUGGAGCUGGGCAUCACUAUUAGCUCUCCAUCCAACCGGAAGCCAGGGGAUGCUCUGAUCAUCUCAGACAUUAAGAAGGGCAGCGUGGCACACAGGACAGGGACUCUGGAGCUGGGGGACAAGCUCCUGGCCAUCGACAAUAUCCGUCUGGACAACUGCUCCAUGGAGGAUGCUGUACAGAUCCUGCAGCAGUGUGAGGAAUUGGUCAAGCUUAAAAUCCGCAAGGACGAGGACAACUCAGACGAGCAGGAGAGCUCUGGUGCCAUCAUCUACACCGUGGAGCUGAAGCGUUACGGCGGGCCACUGGGCAUCACCAUUUCAGGCACCGAGGAGCCUUUCGACCCCAUAAUCAUCUCCAGCCUUACGAAGAGUGGACUGGCAGAGAGGACUGGAGCGAUCCAUGUUGGAGAUCGCAUUUUGGCCAUCAACAGUAACAGCCUCAAGGGAAAGCCGCUGAGUGAAGCUAUUCACCUACUUCAGAUGGCUGGAGAGAGUGUUACACUGAAGAUCAAAAAACAGGGAGAGUUGACAAGUCCUAAGCAGCCAUCAGUACCUGGCCGUCUGGGUGAGCUGAGUGAUUUGGAAGAUGAAAACCAAGUUGGGCAAAAGCCAGGAAAGCUGUCAGAUCUCUACUCUACCACUAUCCCCAGUGUGGACAGUGCUGUGGAAUCCUGGGAUGGAUCAGCCAUCGAUACCGCCUACAGCACCCAAGCCCCAACAGGUUUCCAUGCCUCCAGCUACAGUUUUCAUGAAUGGAGGAAUGCCAAAGUGAGUCGGGGCAGUGUGUCUCCAGGCAGCAUCAGCCAUCAAAGGAGCAAUGUCUUACAGGACCUGGGUCUGAGUGAUGAUGAGUGGGACAAACCUACUGCCAGCGGGUUCACUGUGGGCCAUGAUGGUACAGAGCCAGAUCAGGAGGAGAACUUCUGGUCUCAGGCACUGGAGGAUCUGGAAACCUGUGGCCAGUCUGGGAUUCUCCGUGAGCUUGAGGCCACCAUCAUGUCUGGAAGUACGCUGAGUCUGAACCAUGACCCGACACCUGCGCGAUGCCAGUUGGGCCGGCAGGCCAGUUUCCAGGAGCGUGGCAGCAACAAAACGCAGUACAACCAGGCCAACCGUAGCAACACACUUCCCAGCGAUGGUGGACGCAAAGCCUUCGCGAUGAGAAAGAUGAAGCAAGAGAUCACAGACAUCAUGUCCUCAAAUCCUGUGGAACUGCACAAGGUGAGUCUUGUCAAAGAAUCAGACCUGGAUGACUUUGGCUUCAGUGUGUCUGAUGGGCUUGUGGAGAAGGGAGUCUAUGUCAACAACAUCCGCCCAGGUGGACCAGCUGAGGUUGCAGGUCUCAAGCCCUUCGACAGGCUGUUACAGAUAAACCAUGUCCGAACCAGAGACUUUGACUGCUGCUUGGUGGUUCCUCUCAUCGCCGAGUCUGGGAACAAGCUGGACUUGGUGAUCAGCCGAAAUCCCGUAUCGGCUCAGCCAUCAGAACUAAACCAGCUUCCCAACGAGGAACCAGUGGGCUGGACUGACCUCUCUGAGUCUCUAGCACAGGAAGCGGCCCAACAGAACUCCAGGUUGGCGGGGUCAGAGGACAGAGACCCUAACAAGACCUUAUAGCAGAACCCAACCCCUCCUAUCCAGCACAGGCUCGAUUCCUCCUCAUGGUGCUAAGUGAAUUCACCCCUACAGCUCCCCCUGCUGGAGUGAGCCGGAGCUUUUAUGUUCCUAUAGCACACCCAGUUUCUUCCCUGAGUCACAGCAUGAGCCACACACACUGAAAAGGUCCUGUCAGCACCCACUCCUGUGAAAAUGACAUUUGGAAUAAGGAAGGUGGACGUACUGACCUUUUGGAGUAUUGAAACUGAAAAAAAUUGGGGGAAAAAAAGAAAAAAAACGGAACCAGUGCCAUCGUUCAUUUUUAUUGCCAAUAAAAACAUUUUUAAAGAAAAAAAUGAAGCAAAGGGAAACAACGUUUACACAUGAUGGACUGGCCUCUCUGUUGUGUGUGUGAGUGUGUGAGUGUGUGUGUGUGUGUGUGUGUGUGUGUGUAAACAGGACUUUAUGUGAGUCUUGGCCAGAGAAACCCUGCAUUCUCUGAAGAAAAAACCCUCUUUGUUUAAACCUCCGCCGUUCACCUCGUCUCUAGUUACUUUCAUUUGUAGUAUCAAACCAAACUGUGUGUAUAGUGACUUCCCCGUAAUUUUGUAAUUGCUCACGAGUCAUGCCAAGUGAUGCCUCACACAGCAGGAAACAGUUCAGCACAAGCUCAGCUUACUGAACCGGCGAACCCAAUAGCCAUUUUCUAAACAUUUUCCAAUCAAAAACUAGUCAGCCUGAGUGGGUUGGGUAGUCUAAUGCAUGAGAUUUUUAAAAAAAAAAAACUGUUUUCUAAUGGUAGAAGUGCUACUGUACAGAAAAAAAUCUUGAUU
This is a messenger RNA of Trichomycterus rosablanca, 4232 nucleotides long. It is a transcript of the gene grip1, whose product is annotated as glutamate receptor interacting protein 1. The coding region runs from base 1 to 3420 and encodes 1139 amino acids. Gene Ontology annotation, biological process: neurotransmitter receptor transport, endosome to postsynaptic membrane. The transcript is spliced from 24 exons. Lineage: Eukaryota; Metazoa; Chordata; Actinopteri; Siluriformes; Trichomycteridae. Gene Ontology annotation, molecular function: protein binding. The record is from RefSeq and is a predicted model, not a curated record.